AUGUCAGACAUCUCGAACUUCACAGGUAGAUUCCGCGUACAAGGUCCAGAAGGAGAUCGGGUGGUGAAGCGACCGCGCGCGACAUUGACAUGUGCACCAUGUCGUUCUGCGAAGCUGGGAUGCGACAAGAAGCAGCCAUGCAGUAGCUGUGUGAAGCGCGGUGAUGUUGCGCGAUGCGUUUACACUGGACGCAGCGAGCAGAAGGCCAAAGAUGACCAGAAUGUCGCGGAACAGAAACAGAAGCUGGCGCACUUGGAGGCAAUGGUGAUCGAGCUGAUGCAGGAGCAGAGAAAGAGCCUGCCCUCAGAAGGCCCUUCAAAUCUCGCUUUGAUUAAUGAUAGCAAUGACUCGGCGCCUCCUGUCAGACCAGUCGUAGCGCCGCAGAAUGGCUAUGCAGGUUCAACACAUUGGUCUGCGAUGCUUCGGGAUAUCCAGGAGCUGCGCGGUCUGCUAGACGAAGAUGGCGACGCUAACGCGUACGAAACCCCAGUCGACAGUCCGCCCGAAGAGGUCAUUCACGGGCUACCAAGAAUGUACUCAAUCGACCAGAUCAUCGACAACCACAUGCCUCCCAAAAAUGAUGUCGAGCGCCUGCUGUCCGUCUACUUCAACGGCGAGACUUUCAUCCUCCCCAUCCUACAUACUGGCUACUUUCAACGACAAUGCAACGAAUUUUGGAAGAGCCCCUCCGAGGUGCAGCCACUGUGGCUCUCAAUGUUGUUCUCGCUCUGCUUCAUGGCGGCCAGAGUAUCAGCCACAUCAGGCAGUACGAUCAUGCUCGCAAAUCCCCAAGCGCUUCAAGUGGCUGCCGGCGAGUGCCUUGUCCUCGGUCACUAUAAUCUAGCGCAGCAGCUUGCGCCAGAAGCCCUGCUUCUGUAUGCCCAAGCAAAGCACUUCCACAGCUUGGAUUCAUCCCCAGAGGUUGGCGCCAUCCUAGCCAUGAGCGUCCGGCACGCAUAUCGUCUGGGCUAUCACCGAGAUCCCGACGUUGUCGGCUCCUUCUCGCCUUUCGAAGGAGAAAUGAGACGUCGAUUUUGGGCAACAUGUAAGCAGAUGGAUCUCAUGCUGUCUUUUCAACUCGGUCUGCCCAGCAAUAUCAGGCUAGAACUGAGUGAUACGCAGUCACCAAGGAAUCUGCUGGAUUCGGACUUCGAUGAGAGCUCUGUGAGUCUGCCUCCAUCUCGGCCAGAGUCUGAGCUACGCGCUUCCUGUGGUUCAUUGUCAAGGAUAGAUUCAUACCCACCUUCAGCAGAAAUGCACGCCAAGGUCCCGCAGGUCCUCCGAGUGAGACCGUUUGCGGAAUCUGCAGUCGAUUCUCCAUUCCUUGUGAUGACCAGAUUAUAUGUCGAGUUGACUUACCUCAAGAAUCUGUGCGUCCUUCAUCGGCCUUACAUGCCAGAGGGACGCAAAAAGAGCAUUACCUCCGGGGCUGAAGCUGCUCGAGCAGUGAUGAAUUUGAUAUUCGGCAUGUACGCCGAGUUCGCACCGGGAGGGCAGUUGGAGAGCACCAAGUGGAUGUUGAAUUGCUUCACAGUCAACGACUUCCUUUUCGGAAUCACGACCGCGUGUUUGGCUGUAUACAGCAUAAGGCAAGACGCGAAAGCCUUGCCUCAAGAACUGCUCUGGAGCAAGAGCUCGAGUCAGGACGCGAAGAAGGUCGCUCACGCCAUCGGCCUCGUACUCAAUGGCUUGGGGUCAGGUUCCAAUCUAUCUCCUUCGCGCACACCGAUGCGGGCUUCAGCGACAUUCCCAGUUGCACAGCCUGAUUUUGCGCUGCCACUGACUGCUGCAACCGGUAUACCUGGUCAGUAUGAUCCCUUCGACUUCAUUAACAAUCCUAUCGGUGAUGCGGAGUGGGCUGCCAUGUGUGCAGAGUACGGCCUGGUAAACGGCGACAACACUUUGCUGCCCAAUCCUUUCUGA
This is a messenger RNA of Cyphellophora attinorum, 1923 nucleotides long. RefSeq names its product putative transcriptional regulatory protein. The coding region runs from base 1 to 1923 and encodes 640 amino acids. Gene Ontology annotation, molecular function: DNA binding; DNA-binding transcription factor activity, RNA polymerase II-specific; zinc ion binding. Gene Ontology annotation, cellular component: nucleus. The transcript is spliced from 3 exons. Gene Ontology annotation, biological process: regulation of DNA-templated transcription; DNA-templated transcription. Lineage: Eukaryota; Fungi; Ascomycota; Eurotiomycetes; Chaetothyriales; Cyphellophoraceae. The record is from RefSeq and is a predicted model, not a curated record.